Molecule: messenger RNA, 1130 nt
Organism: Aplysia californica (California sea hare)
Lineage: Eukaryota; Metazoa; Mollusca; Gastropoda; Aplysiida; Aplysiidae
Source: RefSeq, a predicted model, not a curated record
GUCUGGCCACACCGCCACAGAGCGAGAAGCAAAUCCGGGGAUCUAUUCCUAGAUAUCGAAGAGAGACACGAACUGGAGACAUGGCCGACGUGAAAACACAACUACAACAAUAUAAAGAUGACAGCGAUACUAUAACUGUGGCAGCUGUGGUUGCUGUGAUUGGGCUUGUCGUGUUUUGCUUCAGUACAGUGGCUCUGUUCCUCUGGCUUAGGAAAGAACGGCUCCGGACAAAAAUGUAUCAGUCCAAACCCCUGCGUAAACGUGGAAAUGGGCAACAGACCGUUACCCAACACCCCCGCCCCGACUGGACAAACCACCAGGGCGAAAACAAUUACAGUUGACGCUCCACGGACAGACGGGGGCCGGAGACGUAACAACAGCAACAACAACAGCAACAACAACAUCUACAACAACGACAACGACGACGAUGAUCACUACUACGAAAUACCGAUAAUGUCACCGGUGUCAGCUCCCACACAGAAAGGUAAUGAUAAUUAUAGUUGGUCAGUCAGUGUCUGAUGACGACCAAUGUACAUGGAGAGGAGAAUAAUCUUUUUAAAGCGAAAUAGAAGAAAUUAGGAUUAAGAUGGCUUGUGGCUUCUUCUAAUAGGGCCAAUGAGAUCAAUUCUGAUACAGAGGUGUUUGCCACAUUUUGAGCAUCUUACUUACUUUUACUUUUUUCUUCCUCUUGUACCGGUGGGUGUCGCGGGGAGACACAGACGUUUGUCUGCAGCAAAGCGAGUGGCAUGUAGGAGGGACAUUCCAUGAGCAUCUAAAAAUCUUUAUUUCCACCCGUGGAGGCUUCUGUCUUGGCCACAGUAUUUCUCAUUUAUUGUGAAGCCUCGUACGAUCUCCUGCCCUCUCUGAUGGCUGCUCUACAGCUCUGGGUCUGCCAGGAGGCAGUCUCUCCCAAAUACAAACAGGUAAAGGCGAAAGGAUCGUAUGACGUUUAUUUGUAUGACAUUUGAGAUUGUGGUAAAUAUCGCUGCCACUAAUAAUAAUAGAAUUCAGGUAACAAAAAAUAUUGAGUCUAUAAAAUAUGGAUUUUAAAUGAACGGUACGUGUUUAUACGUCCCAUCGGUAGGCCUACAGUUUAGAUCAUUUAGGAAGCGGGCUUCCGACCCUGUCCG